Pelobates fuscus (common spadefoot toad) is the source of this 2656-nucleotide messenger RNA. RefSeq names its product solute carrier family 22 member 15-like. Gene Ontology annotation, cellular component: membrane. Bases 185 to 1657 code for a protein of 490 amino acids. The transcript has 12 exons. Lineage: Eukaryota; Metazoa; Chordata; Amphibia; Anura; Pelobatidae. The record is from RefSeq and is a predicted model, not a curated record. Gene Ontology annotation, biological process: transmembrane transport. Gene Ontology annotation, molecular function: transmembrane transporter activity.
UGUUCCCGCUCCAAAGCGAGGCUUGAAACGCACCCUUUCAUAUGUUCGUCCUGUGAGAGAAUAGCCACGUCAACUAUAAGCUGCAUGACGUCAGAACCCCCACUGGGAGGCCCCAAAAUAUGUCACCUGUCAGAGAACUGACCAGCAGGUAGCGGAGUGGGGGGGGAGAGACCACUGCCAACUCAUGGACUUGGAUGAGGCUUUUCGGUCUGUCGGGGAGUUUGGCUGCUGUCAGAGGUGGCUGACUGGCUUCCUCAUCCUGCUGCAGGUUUAUAUUGCUUGUCAGUCCAUGCUGAUAGUGCUUGUUGGAGCAGUUCCUGCGUACCAUAUUGACAGUGAGGAUGUAAAAAUCGAUAAAGACGACGACUUUACUAAGCAUGUUCGAUUUGAUGCUAACUUUACAUCUAUUGUUUCCGAAUGGUACUUAAUCAAAGAAGAGGCAUACAAAGUGAACUUGGCAUCUUCAUUAUACUUUGGAGGUCUGCUCAUUGGAAAUGUUGUGUUUGGUCCCUUAUCUGAUAAACUGGGAAGACGACCAGUAUAUUUGACAGGUCUCUUUCUUGAUAUUGUAUUUUCAUAUGUGACUGCUCUGGCGCACAACUAUGAGAUAUUUGCACUGUCACGUCUAUUUGUUGGGAUGAUGAACGGAGGCAUGGCGCUGGUGUCUUUUGUAUUAACUCAGGAAUAUGUUGGAAAAUCAUACUGGGCAUUAACAGGUUCCUUAACAAAUCUCAUGUUUGCUGUGGGCAUAGCAGUUUAUGCAUUGCUGGGUUAUUAUAUCAGAAAUUGGAGGACACUUGCGAUUGUAGUGAAUUCUCCAGGGAUUGUGUUUUUUCUUCUGUCCUUUUUGCUUCCCGAGUCCCCAAGAUGGCUGUAUUCCCAAGGUUAUACUUCAAAAGCCGAGGAUGUUCUGCAAUAUAUGGCACGGGGCAACGGGAGAGAAGGACUACCCAUAAAGCUGAAAGACUGCGGUGUAAAACAAAGCAAUGGGGAUUCAAAGCACAGUGUCUUCGAUUUAGUGAAAUAUAAAUUACUACUUUGGAGAACCUUAGUCUUGAUGUACAUCUGGUAUGUCUGCAGUCUGGUUUACUAUGGUUUGACAUUAAACGCUGGCGAUUUAAAGGGCAACCUGUAUUUGAAUGUGGCACUUUCUGGACUUGUGGAACUUCCAGCUUUUCCACUCUGCUUGUUUUUUAUUGAAAGAAAAUGGUGCGGGAGAGGAAGAGCCACAGCUGGAUUUCUGACAUUUGCUGGUUUAGCUUGCUUAUUCACAAUGUUUUUAACCGACAAUAACCGCUUUAUUAUAAAUCAGACCGGUCUUGCCUUACUUGGAAAACUGUCGGUUAGCGCAGCUUUCAACGUAGUAUACAUUUAUACUUCCGAACUCUACCCAACAGUAGUAAGGAAUGCAGGACUAGGUGUGUGUGCAAUGGCUUGCAGAUUCGGUGGCAUUCUUGCUCCUUUUGUACCUUCAAUGAAAUCUUUAAAUCCAUCAAUGCCAUUCUUGGCAUUUGGAAUCAGUGGCUUAUCAGCAGGGAUUCUGAGUCUAAUACUUCCAGAAACACUUAAUAAGCCAAUUGCAGAAACCAUUGACGAUUUACAGUCUCCUGCAUACCAACAGUUAAAAAAGGCUAAACAAGUGGAAGAGGAAUCUUGAAACGUGAAACACAGCAUUUUGUUUAAACGUGUACAAAAACGGGUAUUGGUUCUGGUCAGAAAAUUGAAUUUCUGAAAAAGAGUGCACCGUGAAUAUUCCAGAAUUGUUUAAUAUUAAGAACUUUUACAUUCCUGUUACUUUUAAUUCGAUCCAUACUGAACUGUUGUGGUACCCACAAUCUUCAAGGAUUGUCCUCUGUUAAAUAAGUACUGUGCAAUAAUACAGCUUUGCUUCAAAAGACACAUUGUAAUCUAGCGUAGGAAAAUAUAUUGAAAUGUAUUGCAAUUUUCCUUUCCUGGUUAAGAUUAUUGGAGGUAUCUUUUUUGUCCAUCAGGCAGGAUACAUUUAGUUUGCCAGCUUAAAUCUAAAUUCUAUCAUCUUUACUCCUCUCCUUACUGCUCAAAUUGUGCAAAGCUUACCUAUAAAAUGUGGGCAUUUCAUUUUGCAAUGUAUCUUAACUUGUAAAGGAAAAUUGUGGUAAGUAGGGAUAUUGUUCAUAUUUUAAUCAUCCAUGGCAGCAUUAAAUGGACAGUACCAAGGCUAUGAAAUAAAAGGUAGGUAGCGAGCCAUAUCUACUACAAAUCUCACAAUUCUUUUGAACAACUAUAAGGUCAAAUCAGAGGCAGUAAUGGCAUCUCCUGUGUUCAUGGAAUCUCAAACCCUUAAGGAUGGAGGCAAUUGUUCUGAACCAAACCAAAACAAAACAAAACUGCAAUUUUACUGAUGAUAUAAUCGUCAUAAUACGUUUUACUGCUCUAAACUGCUCAAAUACUCACUUGUUUUCAGCUGUGUCUCACGAGUACAAUACCUCUCAUGUACAGAUUUCAUGGGGAAUUGGAAAGUUACAGGGUCAAAUAUAGGACUUGCAAAUUAAAUUAUAAGGUGUAUAUUUUAUAUAAAUAUAUAAUUUCAUUUUAAGUGUAUUUUGAUAUUAAGAUAUGUAAUGAUAUAUAUUAGUAUCAAAAUACAGUUAUAUAUAAUAAUACACGUAAUAUUUAU